AUGGAUCGUCUGUAUCGACUGUUUUGUUUUACAGCUUAUCUGGGCACCCUGGAGUUCACCCUGCUCUUCGAUCACGAGAACAACUGUCUACACUGUACAAUCCACAAGGCCAAGGGACUAAAGGCCAUGGACUCCAAUGGACUGGCCGAUCCAUACGUCAAGCUUCACCUCCUGCCUGGAGCAAGCAAGGCGAACAAGCUCCGCACCAAAACACUGAAGAACACUCUGAACCCGGUGUGGAGUGAGACACUGAUGUACCACGGCAUCACCGCUAUCGACAUGACCACCAAAACCCUCAGGCUGUGUGUGUGCGACAUGGACAGGCUCGGUCGUAACGAGUUUAUCGGAGAGGUCCGUGUCGCCUUGAAGAAACUGAGCAAGGGCGAGAGCAAAAGAUUCAAAAUGGGUCUGGAGAGAAUCACACAGAACAAAGACAUCAACAAAGAAACCGUGGAGCAAGGGACACCUGUGGCCGAGGAAGAGCGUGGUCGUAUCCUGGUGUCGCUCUGCUACAGCCCAGAAAAGAGCUGUUUACUGGUCGGCAUCGUACGCUGUGCCCACCUCGCCGCCAUGGACUCCAAUGGGUACUCUGACCCCUUCGUCAAGAUUGUGCUGCAGCCUGAUAUGGGGAAAAAGUCCAAGUACAAAACCACAGUGAAGAAGAAAACUCUCAAUCCCGAGUUUAAUGAGGAGUUUGUGUAUGAAGUUCCACACGACCAGCUGGCCAAGAAAACUCUGGAGAUCUCGGUAUGGGACUACGAUCUGGGGAUGAGCAACGACUUCAUAGGUGGAGUUGAACUGGGCAUACAUGCUAAGGGAGUGAGGCUGAAACAUUGGUUUGAGUGUCUCAAACACAUCGGCAAGAAAGUCGAGUACUGGCACACCCUCACGCAGCAAGGAGCCCCCCCGGAGCCCCCCCCGCAGUGACUGACACACACACACACUUUAUCGCAAUUAUUAAAUGAUAAUCAAUGAAUGGUGAAGAAAGAAAGAAAUAAUAAAGUAAUAAAGUAAUAAUAYUGAUAAAACAUGCAAUAAUGAGACGGAUAAUGAGGAUAUAAUAAUAACAAUAUUAAUUAUAAUACAAAUAAUAAUAGUGGGUAAUUAUCCCAGUUUAGCUUUUUUCUAAGUAAAUACAUUUGUGAAAAUGUC
This is a messenger RNA of Salvelinus sp. IW2-2015, 1152 nucleotides long. RefSeq names its product double C2-like domains, gamma (gene doc2g). Gene Ontology annotation, cellular component: membrane; synapse. The record is from RefSeq and is a predicted model, not a curated record. Gene Ontology annotation, biological process: regulation of calcium ion-dependent exocytosis; spontaneous neurotransmitter secretion; exocytosis. NCBI's taxonomy places the organism in Eukaryota, Metazoa, Chordata, Actinopteri, Salmoniformes, Salmonidae.